This is a messenger RNA of Chilo suppressalis (striped riceborer), 1789 nucleotides long. Lineage: Eukaryota; Metazoa; Arthropoda; Insecta; Lepidoptera; Crambidae. The record is from the annotation of a GenBank genome assembly.
AAUUUCGCGCCCAAAAAAUUACAAUUUGUCCGACUCGAAUCAGAAUUCGGAGUUGUGUACAAAUUAAUUUGUGCUUACAUUUUACCUUACUUUUGUUAAAUUUGGUCAAAUCAUAAUCGCUUCAGUAGCCAGUAGCUAUGGAUUUAAAUAUAAAAAGAAAAUCCACAAAAACUGUCAUUAAAGGCAGCCUCGUAGAGACGUAUCCUCAUGAUCUUCAAAUGUAUAAAUUACCGCCUACCGAAGAAAUAUCUUUGCAAGAAUUUGAAACUUUAGCAUUGGAAAGACUUAUGUUAUUAAGAAGCUUAGCAACAGCUACUACUCUCAAAGGUUUUCGUGCGUUUUCGGAUGAAUGGAAGGAAUAUGUUCAAAAUGAACUUCGUAAUCAAGGUCUAAAAUAUUACGCCAAAUUAUGUGAAUAUACAAAGCAUGGAACGGAUGCUGAUUUGCAAGCAAGAAAAAAAGACCACAUUGCUCAUUUUAUACUUCGAUUGGCUUAUUGUAGAAAUGAAGAACUUCGUCGUUGGUUUGUUGCUCGAGAACUUGAGCUUUUCAAAAUGCGAUUCAUGACUAUGAACAGUGAAGCUGUCGACGCCUUCUUUAGACUUAAUAAUCUCAGUUACACUAACAUAAGCGACGAAGAAAAAAGUGGAAUUAUUAGUUUUUUGAGAGAGUCCACUGCACAUCAAAAUAUAGAAAAUAUGAAAUUUUACAAAGUGAAAUUUUAUGAAGUUCUUGAUUUAGUAAAAUUUAGGAAAGUGUUUUUAAGUGGCGGGUAUGCAUAUAUCCCUCACAAAGAUUUUGUCUCAGUACUCUCUGCUCAGUUUCGAAAACAUUUAAGACAUAGUUUAGCUGUUGCUUGUCAUCACUUGGGAGAGAUAGAACAGGACGAGCGUCUUGUCUGCUUAUUAAAAGGUUUACAUCAAUCAUAUACAGGGGCAGAUUAUGCUGACACAAAGGCAGUUGUGCCAAUUGAAAGUCUAGAUUCCCUGUCUGUGAAAUCAUAUCCUCUUUGCAUGAGGCAACUUCAUGAACAGUUAAGAUUGAGUCAUCAUUUAAAACAUGGAGGUAGACUCCAAUAUGGAUUAUUUUUGAAAGGCAUAGGUGUAACCUUGGAAGAUUCUUUGAGGUUCUGGAGGGAAGAAUUUACAAAAAUAAUGGAUUUGGAUAACUUUGAAAAACAAUAUUCAUAUUAUAUUAGAUAUAAUUAUGGUAAAGAAGGUAGUAAGAGGAACUAUUCACCACUAAGUUGCUUGAAAAUUGUAAAUGAGACUGUAGGGCCUGGCGACUGUCAUGGGUGUCCAUAUAGGCACUGUGAUGUCAGCAAUUUGAAAAAUAAAUUACAGGGCUAUGGAAUGGACCCACAAGCUAUUAGCGAUAUAGUGGACACAGCAAAAAAAGGACAUUUCCAAGUAGCAUGCAGUAAAUAUUUUGAUUCUGUGAACAAUGUUGAUUUGGGUUUGGGAAUAAAUCAUCCGAAUCAGUACUUUGAAGAAAGUCAGAAACUUUUGAAGGGAGAAAUCAAAGUAAUCAAAAAAGAAAAAGGCAACAUAAAAAAAGAAACAAUAGAGGAUCUGGAAUUCGAUGAAGAUUUUUGAAAAAGAUCUUAUUUACAUGUAAAACACACAAACAAUAACAGCUGAAAUUGCAUGGUAAACAUGGGCAUACAUAUAUUACUUCCUGUAAUUGACCUGUUUGUAUAUAAAUAUUUAGUAUUCACAUGGAAAAAAUCUAUGUAUUAUUUGUGUCAAAACAUGGGAGUAAAUAAAAAUCUUAAAAAAAAUGUUUAAAU